Salvelinus namaycush (lake trout) is the source of this 4161-nucleotide messenger RNA. RefSeq names its product sal-like protein 3. Gene Ontology annotation, cellular component: nucleus. The transcript is spliced from 4 exons. Bases 1 to 4161 code for a protein of 1386 amino acids. Lineage: Eukaryota; Metazoa; Chordata; Actinopteri; Salmoniformes; Salmonidae. Gene Ontology annotation, biological process: regulation of transcription by RNA polymerase II. The record is from RefSeq and is a predicted model, not a curated record. Gene Ontology annotation, molecular function: RNA polymerase II cis-regulatory region sequence-specific DNA binding; DNA-binding transcription factor activity, RNA polymerase II-specific.
AUGGACCAGAGAAAGCAAAGGAGAGAUUUGUCUGAGGAGAUCAGAAAGAAAAUAGACAAGCAUGGUAAAGGUAAAACCUACAAGACCAUCUCCAAGCAGCUUGAUGUUCCUGUGACAACAGUUGCAAUCAUUAUUAAGAAGUUUAAGGCCCAUGAAACUGUAGCCAACCUCCCUGGGCAUUGCCGCAAGAGGAACAUCAAACCCCAGAUUGAACAGAAGGAGAGUGCGAAUGCCACAGGAGAAGUGCUGGAUGACUCAGACAGUGGGAAUGAGAGCCGUAGUGGGAGCGAGGAGACCCACGUGUGUGAGAAGUGUUGCGCCGAGUUCUUCAAGUGGUCCGAUUUCUGCGAACACUUGACGAGCUGCAUCAAGAACCCCCUGGUGCUCAUAGUAAAUGAAAACGAAACGGAACCCUCCCGGGAGUAUCCUGCAGAGCCAUCGCCCUCGCCAAGCUGCCAUAGUGACCAGGCAGACAGUGAGGACGCUGGAGAGGGCAGCAGCCACAGCCCCGGUGAGGACGAUGAGGGCGCAGAGAUAGCCCUGGAGGGGGGCAGUGCCCUGGACAAGGAGGACGAGCCCAUGGAGCUGUCUCCUGAGAAACCGGUGGACCUCGAAGUGAGUGACGCCUCCCCAGAGCCAGAUGGUGCUCUACCUCAGUUUAGCGAUCCUGCCCCAUCCUCUGUGAAGAGCUACAGCAUGCCGAGCACCAACGUCACUCUGGAGACACUACACAGCACCAGUGUGGCAGUGGCUCAGUUCUCCCAGAGUGUUUGUGCCGCGGUGGCCGGCAGCGGGGUCUCCCCCUUGGCCAUCCCCAUGAUCCUGGACCAGCUGAUGGCGCUGCAGCAGCAACAGAUCCACCAACUCCAACUGAUCGAACAGAUCCGCAGUCAGGUGGCGUUGAUGCAAAGGCAGCCCUCUGUCGCCCAGCUGUCCCAGAACCACCACCGCCACCACAACACAGUUGCUGGCUCCCAGGGGCCGUCAUCCUCCAACCAACUCCAGCAGUUACACAACUUCAUCACUCCCCCUGUCCACCAGCUGCCCAUCAGGUUGCCCUCACCGCUAAACAGUCUGGGCUCCUCCUCCUCCUCACUCACCUCUGCUAUAGAUGGGCCCCUCUUCUCCCAUACCCAGCAAAGUAGUAAUCAGCAGUCACAUUUUUCAAUGCCCAACACCACUUCAGCAAACUCCUCUUUCCCACCAUCCAGUGGUAAUGUGCUGUCAUCUCUACUGCCUUCCUGCAUUACUUCAAUCACACACAGCAGCAGCGGAGCUGGAUCCGCUGCUGGAGGAGGCAUGAGCAGCAGCAUUACAGCUCUGCCAAGGAAUUCCAGCAGCCCCCCUUCACUAGGCCACAACAGCCUCCUGAGCACUAGUCCCUCCAAUCUACCACUGAUACCUCACAGUUCAUCUAGUAGUGUCAUCUUCCCAAACCCGCUAGCCAGUAUAGCUGCCACUGCCAACGCACUUGACCCACUCUCCGCUCUGAUGAGGCACCGCAAGGGAAAGCCCCCCAACGUGUCCGUCUUCGACACCAAGCCCAGCUCCGAGGACCCCUUCUUCAAGCAUAAGUGUAGGUUCUGUGCCAAGGUGUUUGGCAGUGACAGUGCCCUGCAGAUCCACCUGCGCUCUCACACCGGCGAACGGCCCUUCAAGUGCAACAUCUGCGGAAACCGGUUCUCCACCAAGGGCAAUCUGAAGGUCCACUUCCAGAGGCACAAGGAAAAGUACCCGCAUGUCCAGAUGAACCCUUAUCCCGUGCCAGAAUACCUGGAUAACGUACCGACCAGCUCAGGCAUUCCGUAUGGUAUGUCCUUCCCCCCAGAGAAGCCGGUGACCACCUGGCUGGACAGCAAACCUGUUCUCCCCACAGUCCCCACCUCAACCGGGCUCCAGUUCCCCCCAACACUCCCCAGCAUGAUGGGAGGCUACGGUGAUUCUCCGAGCCUCACUCCCCUUAGCAGAUCACCCCAGAGGCCCUCCCCACCCUCCAGCGAAUGUGCCUCUCUGUCACCGAACCUCUUCACAGAAGCAGGCAUGAUCACCACCUCACAGUCUCCGCAGCCCAACUUAGGGGGUGACAUGCCUCCCAUUCUGAAACCAGAGGGCAUCCACCUACCCCCAAACCUCCCCACUUCCAGGCCUGGUGAGAACAAGACCAACACCGUUACUCAAGUGGUCCUCGCCACCACGGUCACCGCAACCACUAGCAGCUGUACUGAACCCAUCAUUGCCCCCUCCUCUGUCUCCCAUCCAAUCCUCCCCAUGAUCUCUGAUCAGUUCAAGGCCAAGUUUCCGUUCGGCGGCCUUCUGGACUCUAUGCAAACGUCUGAGACCUCAAAGCUGCAGCAGCUGGUGGAGAACAUCGACAAGAAGAUGACCGACCCCAACCAGUGUGUCAUCUGUCACCGUGUGCUCAGCUGCCAGAGCGCCCUUAAGAUGCACUACCGCAUUCACACGGGAGAAAGGCCUUUCAAAUGUAAGGUCUGCGGCCGAGCAUUCACCACCAAGGGCAAUCUGAAAACGCACUUUGGGGUCCAUCGUUCCAAGCCCCCUCUUCGGGUCCAACACUCCUGCCCCAUCUGCCAGAAGAAGUUCACGAACGCUGUGGUCCUGCAGCAGCACAUCCGCAUGCACAUGGGGGGCCAGAUCCCCAACACCCCGCUGCCUGAGUCUCUCCAGGAUAUGGACACCGACCUCUCCUUUGACGAGAAGAGCUUAGAUGCCAUGAGCAACUAUGAUGACGAGCUACUGGAUGAGAUGGAGGCAGCUAUGGAGGACGAAGCAGAGCUGAAAGAAGGAGAAGAGAUGAUUGACCCAUCCAAACCUCUCCAUCCAUAUUCAGGAAUGUCCCCUGGUCGCUCCCCACCUACCUCUGUCAUCUCCAGUAUCGCUGCUCUGGAGAACCAGAUGAAGAUGAUCGACUCCUCUGUCAAUAUGAGCCGCUCGUUUGGGCUGAAGCCCAUGCAGAACGGUGGCGGGUUUGGAGGGGAGAACGACUUCUUCAACAAUGACUCGCUGUAUGCCUCGGGGGACCUGGAAGGCCAGAGUGUGGGAAGCCCAGCACUAUCUGAGUCCUCAGGGUCCAUGCAGCCCAUCUCCCCUGCUCACAGUCACCCUGAGAGUCAUCGAUCCAAGUCCCCAGCCACACUCAACCAUAACAGCAGCACUGCAGCAGAUGAGGGGCAGGAGAACAACAGGAUGGCUACAGUGAAAUCUGAGAAGUCAGAUUCCCCAGCACCUGUGUCUGAAGGUAAUGGGGCAUUGGACCUGACUGCUAGCAUAACCCAGCCUAGCAGGCACUUCAUCAAGGAGGAGAACCACUUCAACAUGAUGUUCCUGAGCAGAGAUAGAGGUCUGAGCAACUCUAGCUUGCUAAACACAGCAUCCAACAUGAUCAAAAUGGAGAUGAAUGGGCACAGGCACAGCAAGCCCAUGUCACUGAAUGACGGUCCUUACAUGCCCGUGGGCAUCCAAGUGCCCGCUUCUGCACCCCAGACCAACAUGAGCCUCAGUAUCACCCCCAUGCUGGCACCGCCAACUCCCCGUCGCACCCCCAAGCAGCACAACUGCCACAACUGUGGGAAGAACUUCUCCUCAGCUAGUGCCCUGCAGAUCCAUGAGCGCACACACACAGGAGAAAAACCAUUUGGCUGCUCGAUCUGUGGAAGGGCCUUCACCACUAAAGGCAACCUGAAGGUGCACAUGGGCACCCACAUGUGGAACAAUGCGCCAGCCCGUCGUGGACGCCGUCUCUCCGUGGAGAACCCCAUGGCCUUGCUGGGCGGGGACGCCAUGAAGUUUAGCGAGAUGUUUCAGAAGGACCUGGCGGCGAGGGCCAUGAACGUAGACCCUGGCUUCUGGAACCAGUAUGCUGCCGCCAUCACCAACGGCCUGGCCAUGAAGAACAACGAGAUCUCCGUCAUCCAGAAUGGAGGCAUCCCCCAGUUGCCCGUCAGCCUGGGUGGAGGAGGUAUGACCUCGCUAGGGGCCAUGUCAGGAGGUAUGGACCGCAUGGACCGUAUGGACCGUAUGGACCGGGUGAAUGCCAGUAGCAGCCCUCCCAUGACUGGGCUGGAUAAGACAGUUCUGGAGGUUGGGGCUAGACGCCCAUUCGCUCGAUUUAUGGAGGAAAAUAAAGAGAUUGGGAUCAAUUAA